This is a messenger RNA of Lentinula edodes (shiitake mushroom), 1877 nucleotides long. Its product is annotated as Cupredoxin. Gene Ontology annotation, molecular function: oxidoreductase activity; copper ion binding. The transcript has 15 exons. The record is from RefSeq and is a predicted model, not a curated record. Lineage: Eukaryota; Fungi; Basidiomycota; Agaricomycetes; Agaricales; Omphalotaceae. The coding region runs from base 163 to 1737 and encodes 524 amino acids.
ACACUCUACGAUUGGUUGUUCAAGUCCUGAGGAUUAGACAUUUGCUUUCCUAUAAUCAUUCAUCCUCGUACGAGUUUUUUCACAUUCGAAACAGCAUAAAAGCUGGGCAGGUUCAGUCCCAAGAAAAAACCAAGCCAACAAGCUCUAUCGCAGUCACACGAGAUGAAGCUCCUCGCGUCUACAGUCCUUGCUGUUCUCCUUGCUCUCCCAGCGUUUUCAGACACUAUACCGAUCACACUCGACAUUGUGAAUGCUGAUGGCGCACCUGAUGGCUUUAACAGAAGCAUGGUGACCGCGAACGGGACAUAUCCUGGUCCCCUCAUCACCGCGACAAAAGGUGACACUCUCGUCGUCACGGUUAACAACCUGCUAGAUGACCCGACUAUGCGUCGUAGUACUUCCCUUGACUUUGAUGGUCUCUUUGUGAAUACACCAGACUCCUUUAACGAGGGUAGCUCCUUUGUGACGACUUGCCCCGUCGCACCUAAUGCGAGCUACACUUACACAAUUCCUCUUGUGGACGGCCAGGCCGGUACAUUCUGGUACCACAGUCAGUUGAGCGUGCAAUACGUCGACGGACUUCGUGGAGCUCUUGUUGUAUACGAUCCUGAAGACCCCCUCAAAGAUCUCUACGACGUCGACGACGAAACUACCAUCUGGCAAGUCGGAGAUUGGUGGCACAACACCACUCUUCCCUUGCUCGCAGGUUAUGUAGCAACUGGAAUUGUCCCAGUUUCUGACAGUGGUACCUUCAACGGUGUGGGCAGGUUCAACGGUGGACCCGAAGUACCGUUCUUCGUCGUCAACGUUGUUCAGGGCACUCGAUACCGAUUCCGAAUCAUUAACACCUCCGCGAGAAACGUAUUUACAAUGUCGAUCGAUAGCCAUAACAUGACUAUCAUCGAAACCGACGGCACGCCCACAUCCCCAAUGACUGUUAACUCGAUAGAUAUGCUUGCUGGUCAACGUCAUUCUGUUGUCGUCGAGGCUAACCAGCCCGUUGCCAAUUACUGGAUCAACGCCCCCUAUGUUGGUGGAGACCCAACUAGGAAUCUGAAUCAAAAUGCCACUCUUUCGCGGGCUAUCCUUCGCUACCAAGGUGCUCCAGAAGAGGAUCCAAGUUCCCCGAUGUCCCUUGGACCGGCUGGCGCUGAGUUGAACGCUCUCGUUGAAGCAAAUCUCCGUCCGUUGGUAGCUUCACCCGCUCCCGAGGCCGACAUCAACAUUACUCUCAACCUUGUUGUGACUGCGGGAAAAGCUCAAUGGAACGUCAACAACGUCAGCUACCUUCCCCCCGACGUUCCGACCCUCGUCAAAAUCCUCGACGGUGCCAACAGCACAGAAGAUUUCAAUGUCACUGAAAACACCUUUGUCCUUCCCGCUAACAAAAUUGUGCAAGUCAUCUUCCCUCCUAGUGUCGACGAUGAGGCACAUCCUUUCCACUUGCAUGGCAACAACUUCUGGUUGAUCAAGUCAAAUAGUUCUGAUGAAAUCAACACUGAGAAUCCCAUAAAGCGUGACGUCGCCGGGGUCGGUUCGACAGGAACUAUCAUGCGAUUCUCUACUGCCAACCCAGGUCCCUGGUUUUUCCAUUGCCACAUCUUCUGGCACUUCCAAGCUGGUCUCGCUACUGUGAUGGCUUCAGGUUUGGAUGAAACUCGGGAAACGGUCAAGCCGACACAGGCUUGGACUGACCUAUGCCCUGCAUACGAUGCUCUUCCAGCUGAUCUACAGUGACAGCCUGCAUAAAGUAGAGAGUCUGAAGAGUUUUUUACAAUUUUUAACUUAUAUUAGCACUGUAUAUCUGUCAGUGUACUCUCCCUCCUUCUGUUUCUAUUUACCUGCACGAAUCAAACAUACGUACGAGAACGGGUUUU